This is a messenger RNA of Rhinolophus ferrumequinum (greater horseshoe bat), 2607 nucleotides long. RefSeq names its product leucine rich repeats and death domain containing 1 (gene LRRD1). The transcript has 5 exons. The record is from RefSeq and is a predicted model, not a curated record. The coding region runs from base 1 to 2607 and encodes 868 amino acids. Gene Ontology annotation, molecular function: protein binding. Lineage: Eukaryota; Metazoa; Chordata; Mammalia; Chiroptera; Rhinolophidae.
AUGUCUGAAAAGGAGGAUACUUCAAAAGAGGUAGAGGACAGCAGUAGUCAAUUUAGGACAGAAUCUAAAUCACAGUUGGUGGAAAAACCUGGAUUUAUUAAAGAAAUAUCAAAUUUGUUAAAGGAAGGUUCUGAUGGGAAACCUUUUGACCAGAUUGGUGAAACACAUCCUAGAAAGGAUACAUUAGACAGACAUGAUGAUACAUCCUCCUCUGGAAAUAAGCCUAAGAGAAAUAAAGAACAAAGGGAAGCUCUUCAAUCUUCUGAAACAGUCACUAGCUAUGACAGCGCGCAAUUAAUAACUGAAACAUCACCAAGUCCAUCAUCAUCAAUAACGGAGAUGACUGCUGAAUAUGAGACUUCUGUUGACUUCCUAUUUCAUGAAACAUUCGGAAAAAACAGUCUACAGCUCUCUGAAGAAAAUGAGAAAGGACUUCGCUUAGGGUCAGAUGACUUUACAGUCAAUCUCAAGGCCAAGGGUUUACAAGAAUUCCCCAAGGACAUUUUAAAAAUAAAAUAUGUAAAAUAUCUAUAUUUAGAUGAGAACAAAAUCGAAAGUUUUAAAGGAGCAGACUUGGGUGAUCUGCAAAGACUAGAAAUUCUGUCCUUGCAAGAUAACAAACUAUCAUCAUUUCCAUCUGAAAUUCAGUUAUUUCAUAAUUUAAGGAUAUUAAAUGUCAGUCACAACCAACUAUCACAUAUACCUAAAGAAAUAUCACAGCUUGGGAGUAUCAAGCAGCUCUUUUUAAAUAACAAUGACAUUGAGAAUUUUCCUUCUGGCUUAGUAAGUCUUAGAAACUUGGAAAUUUUAAGUCUGGCUAAAAAUAAGUUAAGACAUAUACCAGACACUCUGUCUAGUUUGAAAAACUUGAGUGUUCUCACUCUGGCAUAUAAUCAGCUAACAAUAUUUCCUAAAGUUCUGUGCUUUCUGCCAAAGUUAAUUUCAUUAAACCUUACUGGAAACCUGAUAAGCAGUUUGCCAAAAGAAAUUAGGGAGCUUAAAAAUUUAGAAAAACUUUUAAUGGAUCACAAUAAACUUACAUUUUUGCCAGUGGACAUUUUUCGAUUGCUCAAAAUGCAAGAACUUCAGCUGACUAACAACAAAUUAGAGGUUAUUUCACACAAAAUAGAGAAUUUUAGGGAACUUAAGAUUCUAAUGCUUGAUAAAAAUAUACUGAAAGAAAUACCAGAGAAAAUUUCCCACUGUGUAAUGUUGGAAUGCCUUAGUCUUAGUGAUAAUAAAUUAACGGAACUUCCUAAGAACAUCCACAAGCUUAAAAAUUUAAGAAAACUCUGUGUAAACAGAAAUAACAUACUGAGAAUACCUGAAGAUAUCUCACAUCUUAAUAAUAUGUUCAGUUUAGAAUUUUCAGGAAAUAUAAUCACAGAUGUUCCCAUUGAAAUAAAAAACUGCAGAAAAAUAACUAAAGUUGAAUUGAGUUAUAAUAAAAUAAUGUAUUUUCCAGUAGGUUUGUGCGCUUUAGAUUCUCUUUAUUAUUUGAGCAUUAAUGGAAAUUAUAUUUCAGAAAUACCUGUGAAUAUAUCUUUCAGUAAGCAACUGCUUCAUUUAGAAUUUAAUGAAAACAACCUCCUAAUAUUUUCUGAGCACUUUUGUUCUCUUAUUAAUCUUCAAUACCUAGAUCUUGGUAAAAACCAAAUAAGGAAAAUUCCACCAUCUAUUUCCAACAUGGCAUCACUCCAUGUUCUUAUUUUAUGCUGUAAUAAAUUUGAAACUUUUCCUAUAGAAGUGUGUACUUUAGCAAAUUUGCAAGUACUUAAUUUUUCAGAAAACCAAAUACAGAAAAUUCCUCCAGAGAUCUGUAACUUAAAAGAAAUCCAGAAAUUAAACAUCUCAAGCAAUCAAUUUACGUAUUUUCCUACUGAAUUGUGUCAACUUUUCUCACUGGAAGAGCUGAAUAUAAGUCAGAUAAAUGGGACAAAGUUAACAAGACUUCCAGAAGAGCUGUCUAAUAUGACUCAACUUAAAAGACUUGAUAUCUCAAAUAAUGCAAUCAGAGCGAUUCCAACAAAUAUAGGGAAAUUGAGAAGUCUGGUUAGUUUAAAUGCAUACAACAAUCAAAUAAGUUAUCUGCCACCAUCUUUUCUAUCUUUAAAUGAUCUCCAGCAACUAAACUUGAGUGGAAAUAAUCUUACAGCUCUGCCUAGUGGUAUCUACAACCUUGUUUCACUGAAAGAUAUAAAUUUUGAUGAUAACCCUUUGGUGAGACCUCCAAGGGAAAUGUGUAAAGCAAAACAAUUGUAUACCAUCACACGUUAUCUACAGAGGGCAGAUGAAAGAGAUGAGAAAAUCUUAGAGAAGAUCUUCAAGAUAGUUGCCAACAACAUCACUGAAACAAAUUUUCAAUUUUUGUGUCAAAAAUUAAACCUGGCAAUCUCAGAAACUGAUAGGUCUACAAAGAGCACUGUUUCAUUAAGUGAGCGAGUCCACCAAGCACUUGACAGGUGGAAAAUGGAAAGUACCAACUUGUCACUAACCACUGCUGCUUUAAGUGACCAACUAACUCGGGCGCUAACUCUGAUAGGAGCAUAUGAAAUUAUGAACAAAAUCACAGCUUUAAAACUUUUUACAUGUACAAUUAAAUUCUGA